AGAGAAAAAGAGAUGAUUCCUCCAAAUCCAACAAGCCUGGGGAGCACUGCAUUUUUGAAUCCUGCAUUUUCUCUCAAAAUGAUGGUGUGGGCACUUCUGUUCCUCUCUCUCAUCCAGUGUUCCACCCAAAAGGGAGAUGAUGAUUAUGAAGAUUACACUUCAAAUAAGACCUGGGUUUUGACUCCCAAAGUUCAUGAGAGUGAUGUCACUCUUAUUUUAAAUGGCUUGCUGGAAGGAUAUGACAACAAGUUAAGACCCGACAUAGGAGUUAAACCAACAGUAAUACACACUGACAUGUACGUAAAUAGCAUUGGACCUGUGAAUGCUAUCAAUAUGGAAUAUACAAUUGAUAUAUUUUUCGCCCAAACGUGGUAUGACAGACGUCUGAAGUUCAACAGCACUAUAAAAGUGCUCAGAUUAAACAGCAACAUGGUUGGGAAGAUCUGGAUACCAGAUACAUUCUUCCGAAAUUCCAAGAAAGCUGAUGCUCAUUGGAUAACAACUCCUAAUAGGAUGCUCAGAAUCUGGAAUGACGGCAGAGUGUUGUACACAUUGAGGCUGACAAUUGAUGCUGAGUGUCAGCUACAGUUACACAACUUCCCAAUGGAUGCCCAUUCCUGCCCCCUGGAAUUUUCAAGCUAUGGCUACCCAAGAGAAGAGAUCAUUUACCAGUGGAAGCGCAGCUCAGUGGAGGUGGGGGACACCAGGUCCUGGAGGCUUUACCAGUUCUCCUUUACAGGAUUAAGAAAUACAACUGAGGUGGUGAAGACUACUUCAGGAGACUAUGUAGUCAUGUCUGUUUACUUUAACCUGAGCAGGAGAAUGGGUUAUUUCACUAUUCAGACCUACAUUCCGUGCACACUCAUUGUUGUGUUGUCCUGGGUCUCAUUCUGGAUUAAUAAGGAUGCAGUUCCAGCCAGAACAUCACUGGGUAUUACAACUGUCCUGACAAUGACCACGCUAAGUACAAUUGCUCGUAAAUCUCUUCCCAAAGUCUCCUAUGUGACAGCAAUGGAUCUUUUUGUGUCAGUCUGCUUUAUUUUUGUUUUCUCUGCACUGGUGGAAUAUGGAACUUUGCACUAUUUUGUCAGCAACAGAAAGCCAAGCAAGGAUAAAGACAAAAAGAAGAAAAAUCCACUUCUUCGGAUGUUUUCCUUCAAGGCACCUACAAUUGACAUCCGGCCUCGAUCAGCUACUAUUCAAAUGAACAAUGCUACACACCUCCAAGAAAGGGAUGAAGAAUAUGGGUAUGAGUGUCUUGAUGGCAAGGACUGUGCCAGUUUUUUUUGCUGCUUUGAGGAUUGUCGAACGGGAGCAUGGAGGCAUGGAAGAAUACAUAUCCGCAUUGCCAAAAUGGACUCCUAUGCCCGCAUCUUCUUCCCAACUGCCUUCUGUUUGUUUAACCUGGUGUAUUGGGUAUCAUAUCUUUACCUUUAAAAGCAGAACGAAAUCAGUGAUAUGAGCCUUACUCACUGAAUUUCUUAGAGAGAUGGUUUCCUAAGUCCACUUGAAGUAUUUAUGAUGCGCUUUAUAGUGGUCUGAAUUCUCUAGUGCCAUAACCCAGUAAAUAUCAAUCAUAUCAUUUGUCCAGAAAUUGUCAUCAGGUUAUUGUGAAUUAAAUGUCCAUUCAAAAUGCCAAAAUAAUUUGAAAUAAAAAUCAUAUAAACAGGUAAUACACAGCUAUACCUGCUGGAAUAGAGAGAAACAGAGCAGUCAGGGCUAGGGGAGCAUGGCAACAUCACUUGAUAGUUGGUACUGCUACUUAACACAGGAGUGAGGGAGAGGAGAAUUCCCAGGUAAAGUGCUGUUCAGUUUGUUAACAUUGGCUAUAAUUAUGCUAUAGCUUUAUUCUCUGUGGGCUUUUCUUUUUGGAAGAGUCAUCUCUCACUUUGAAUAGGUAUUAUUAAGCUAAGAAAGUAACUUUACUCCCACCAAGAUAAAAAUAGACCUUUCUCUUUGCCAUCCCUUUAAGAGCACAUGUACAAUGCUGUAAAUAUUUCAAUACAUUGUAGUACAUAAAGUCUAGUGCAUGCAUCCUCUGGGGGCCAAAACAAAUGAAACAAAGGUACCAUAAAGUUUUGUCUUUUAUUUUGUGUCUCUGGAUGUGCUAUUGUAAUUGAAAUGUGGACAUUUUUUUUCCUUGAAAAAUGACCCCUUUUCCUCAUGCAUGGAAGAUCCAAGCAGACAGCACUUUCAUGUAAGACAUUAGAGAAGCCUUAAGGAUUCAAAUAAAUAACAUGUAGACAAAUCUGUAUGGCCAAUAUAAUAGCUCAUAAAGUAUACUGUAUGUGUCUGCUGCAGUUGUAGCCUUCAUUUUCCAUUGAUAAUGUUACUAUAUUUCAACUGAAUUUCCAGUAAUUAUACAUUGCAAGAUCAGCUUCUGAAUUUAAUCCACAUGCUUCUAUUGUUCUUUUCCCAUGUUGAGCUCUACUUUUUUCCUUACACAAGUGUUUGUGGAGGGUUUUUAAUUCUUUAAUC
Phalacrocorax carbo (great cormorant) is the source of this 2478-nucleotide messenger RNA. NCBI's taxonomy places the organism in Eukaryota, Metazoa, Chordata, Aves, Suliformes, Phalacrocoracidae. The record is from RefSeq and is a predicted model, not a curated record.